This is a messenger RNA of Plasmodium gonderi, 2109 nucleotides long. RefSeq names its product histone acetyltransferase. The transcript has a single exon. Gene Ontology annotation, biological process: regulation of DNA-templated transcription. Gene Ontology annotation, molecular function: histone acetyltransferase activity. The record is from RefSeq and is a predicted model, not a curated record. NCBI's taxonomy places the organism in Eukaryota, Apicomplexa, Aconoidasida, Haemosporida, Plasmodiidae. Bases 1 to 2109 code for a protein of 702 amino acids.
AUGGGGGAAAUCAAGAAUGAAAAUUCUCAAGUGAAUAAGGGAGGAGGAGGAGGAGGAAUAAGUAAGAGUUCCAAGGGAGGAAGUAGUAAGGCUAGGAUUGGGACAGAUAAAACUUCCUCUAUGACUUUGGAAACAGGAGUUGUAACAACCACUGCAGAAGAAAGUGGCACAACGAAUACCAUUGUUUCUGAAAGCAAAGGCACAAGCCGAGGGGGUAGUAGGUCAACCACAAAGGGAUCCGGAAAUUGUAGAACUAAAGAAAAAUCUUCUGCAAAUAGAAAUGCUACAUGUGGAGGAAGUAGUGGGAUGGGGAGCAAUUGCAUCACCACGAAAUUUUCAAGCACUGCCAGCUUGGCGAAUACGUCGAAUCAAUCCGACGUGAUAAAUCAGUCUAGUCUGAUCAGUCAAUCCGACAUGACGAAUCAACCCAGUGUGAUCAGUCAGUCCAACGUGACGAAUCAACCCAGUGUGAUCAGUCAGUCCAACGUGACGAAUCAAUCCAGUCUGAUCAGUCAGUCCAACGUGAUAAAUCAGUCUAGUCUGAUCAGUCAGUCCAACGUGACGAAUCAAUCCAGUCUGAUCAGUCAGUCCAACGUGAUAAAUCAGUCUAGUCUGAUCAGUCAAUCCGACGUGAUAAAUCAGUCUAGUCUGACGAAUCAAUCCAACCCGACGAAUCAGCGAGGUCAGACCCACGCAGCGAAAGCCGUGAGCACAGCGAACUCGGCCACUUCCACCUCGACCAUCACAAACACAACGGGUAAUACCAUGACCAGCAAAAAUUCCAAGGGGGGAAACAGCAAAUCGAGAAGUACAGGGAAGGCACUAAGUUCUCUUUCCAAGAUUAACGAUUCUUAUGCACUAAUAUUUCCAAACGCAUUACCAGUGAAACAAGUUAUGUGGGGGCUGGACCCUUUAAACAAGGUAUGGAGAUACUGCUCAAUCGUUUAUGCAAGGCCAAAAAAUAAGAAUUUGAAUGACUUAAAUUUUAUUUUUCCAUUAAGCAUAAAUAAAAAUGAAAUUAUAAAUAAGAUAUCUAAUGAGUUAAGUGCAAGUAAUGCAUCUAUGAAAGAAUGUGACUAUGAUUAUUAUGUGCAUUGGGAAAAAUUUGAUAGACGAUUAGACUGUUGGCUAGCUUAUGAAAAAUUACGAUCAUUAGACCAGGAUCCAGAUGACGGGCUUCCGUUCAUAAGAGAUACGGAGAAUGGAGAAUCAGAUAAUGAUGAGCAUGCAGGGAUUGAUAAAGAAUAUUUAAGAGAACAUGAAGAAAAUACAAAAUUAAAAACAAUAAAUCAAAUAAAAUUUGGAAAAUAUUUAAUUGACACAUGGUAUUUUUCACCUUACCCAAAGGAAUACCAAAAUAUCGAUAUUUUAUACAUUUGUGAAUUUUGUUUAACAUUUUUUAAGGAAAAUGGAGAAUUAAUUCGACAUACAGAAAGGUGCGAAAUUAGACAUCCACCAGGAAAUGAAAUUUAUCGAAAUGAAAAAAUAUCAAUUUUUGAAAUUGAUGGAAAUUAUUUUCGAAUUUAUUGUGAAAAUUUAUGUUUUCUCUCCAAACUAUUUCUUGAUCAUAAAACUUUAAAACAUAGAGUUAAUUUAUUCUUAUUUUAUGUUAUAACAGAAUAUGAUCAAUAUGGAUAUCAUAUAACAGGUUAUUUUUCAAAAGAAAAAUAUUCCAAAAAUAAUGUCUCAUGUAUUCUUACACUUCCACAACAUCAGAAAAAGGGUUAUGGAAAAUUCUUGAUAAAUUUUAGUUACUUUUUAUCCCAAACAGAGAAACGCACAGGAACUCCUGAAAGACCUUUGUCUGAUUUAGGAGUGGCAUCCUACAUGGCUUACUGGUAUGAGACUUUGCUGAAAGUUUUAGUAAAUUAUGAACAGUUAUCCAUUCAGGAGCUUUCCGAAAUCACAAGCAUCGAGACCAAUGAUAUCAUCUCGUGUUUGGAGGAGAAAGAAAUUUUUAAAACCGUGGCAAAUGGAGAUACUGUUUAUUACAUCAAUCCGCAACAGCUGGAAUUCGUUCUGGGAAAAAUUGGACAAAAAAAUUAUGACUUGUGCAGGACCAAACUGCACUGGGUGUCCUACGACUACCAUUUGGCCAUGUACGAGUAG